AUGAGUAACAGCAAUAUUAGCACCAUUAAAAUUAUUAACAAUUCGACCAGUAUUUGGAUCGAAAGCAGACAAAAGACCAGGUAUCAGAUGAUCAGAGCUGACAGAUGUCCUAUAUUAAAUCCUAAACAAGCAGCUGAGUUAUGCUUCACUCCCCAGCUUGGAAUGUGAGAUGCCCCUAUGGGAGUCGGAGCGGAUCAAUUUUUCCAAACUAAAGAUGGAGCCCAGAAGUUCCUUCUUUCUUGGUCCAUCCCACCGCUUAAUUGUAAGCCAAAAGUCAGAGUGACUUUUGAGCAAAAUAUUAAAGUUGAGGCUUCAUUUGAAAAUAAGAACUUGGUGGUUAGAAUCGCUACUGAAGAAGAAGAGCUCCCACCAAUCAUUGCUCCUAAAAUUCACCGCAAAAUGAGUGAGGAUAACAAAAUUGAUGAUUCUUUGAAACUUGAAAAGCAUGAUACAACUAUUUCUAAGGUUACAGUCUUACAGAAAUCUGAGAUCCAUUCAAACACAACUGAUGCAGAUUCUGAAGACUUGGUGAGAAGCACUAUCCUUGUCAAUACUUCCAGAUGCAACGAGUAUUCUAUCAGCCAAAGGAAGGCAGACUCGUUAUCAGAUAUCGGUGAUUGACCAGAAAAGCUUAUCGAGAAGACCUUCUCUUAUCAAACAUGUAAUUACUUUCCGCUUGGUUACCAAAUCAAGCCUCCCUCUCUCGAUCUGGAUUAAGACAAAGACCCAAGUCACCAGUAUAUGAGAGUUUAGGAGUGGUGUAACACAUACCGACAGAAAUCCUAUAUUUCAUCUAAAUUUCCGUAUAAAUUCUAUAAUAACUUUAU
This is a messenger RNA of Moneuplotes crassus, 827 nucleotides long. NCBI's taxonomy places the organism in Eukaryota, Ciliophora, Spirotrichea, Euplotida, Euplotidae. The record is from the annotation of a GenBank genome assembly.